AUGUACAUCGACAUUCCUGCUUUUAUUGAUGGCCGCCAAUUCACAAUAAGCUGCAAAUUUGAAAUUCUUGCUGAUGGCCAUUUGCGACCAUUACCUCCUUCUUGGACCAAACAAUUCCACUCUACCAUCAGCAUUGAAAACCAACACGGCGAAAAUGUACUUCACGACAUCAAGGGUUACCCCGCAGACCUGGCGUUUGACGCUGUUUCUGUAGACGGAAUCUACGUAAUCAGUGGACGCUUAAUAUCCCUCAAUAAUUCAUGCACACCUCGGCUGUUUUAUGAGCCUGAUUAUCAGCUCAUCUCGCGUGUUUCAGACGACUCAUCCUCAGUUUUCACCAACCAGGUCUCCGUUCAAAGCGUGGGUCUAGUCAAAUCAGUAUCAACAUCAAGUGCUCAGUUUCAAGGUGCAGUAUGCCUCGUCGUGACACACGACGAUUAUGAUUACGUUGUGAGCGCAAAAAUGUUCAUGCAACCAACACAAUACAUGUACUGA
Melampsora larici-populina 98AG31 is the source of this 495-nucleotide messenger RNA. RefSeq lists its product as uncharacterized. The transcript is spliced from 2 exons. Lineage: Eukaryota; Fungi; Basidiomycota; Pucciniomycetes; Pucciniales; Melampsoraceae. The record is from RefSeq and is a predicted model, not a curated record. Bases 1 to 495 code for a protein of 164 amino acids.